Molecule: messenger RNA, 831 nt
Organism: Punctularia strigosozonata HHB-11173 SS5
Lineage: Eukaryota; Fungi; Basidiomycota; Agaricomycetes; Corticiales; Punctulariaceae
Exons: 8
Coding region: 12-815 (267 amino acids)
Biological process (GO): tRNA modification
Molecular function (GO): RNA binding
Source: RefSeq, a predicted model, not a curated record
UACCACCCACAAUGUCGGCCUCGCCGAGAACCGGGGGAGACAGGCGCAAGCGCAAAUAUCGAUCGGACGGCACUCCGAUAUGGUCUAAACGGACCAUCGACGGCCCAGGCGUCUGGGUGACGUGCGUGAAAGGUAAAGAAAAGCAAGCAGUCGGAGAACUGUACGAUCUGUUCCAAUCGCUAGCCAGUGAACUGUGGCCGGAAGAUCAAGCCGCGAGCAACAUGACGACGGACGAUGAUCAGGAUCGCGAGCUGGACAUUGAACAGCAGAUCGCCCAAGAAAUUGCCGCCAUGAAAAAACCGCGCAAAGAGCAGAGAUUCGCAAAUUGCCAAACGAACACGCCUUGCUUGCUAUUUAUCGGCUGCAAGGCGCCGGUCGAUCCGGUGACAUUGAUUACUACUCACAUCCAAAGUGUACAGCGCACAGGCGUGACCCGAGCGAGGCACUGUCAUCGGUUCACGCCGGUGUCCAACACGGUCGUGGCCAACCUGCCCGAGAUCCGCGGCCUGUGCGAACGCGUCGUCACUCCCUUCUUCGAAGGCUCCGAUGAGAAAUACAAGUAUAAAAUCGAACUCCGUACGCGCAAUCACACGACGCUCGCGCGACCGGAGGUGAUCAAGGAAAUCGCAUCUUGCGUUCCUGAGGGACACGUAGUCGACCUCGAACAUGCGGACGUAUUCAUUCUCGUCGAGAUUUUCAAGAGUGUGUGUGGCAUCAGCGUCGUCCGAGACUAUUAUGCAAUGCAGAAGUUCAAUGUUAUGGAAAUUGCGAAUGUAAAGAGGAACGAAGACGACUCGGAGAAGAUGGAUCAGUAAUGAUUGUCGUAUUUUU